AUGAGUUAUGAUCAAUUCGUUGAAAUGGACAAUGAGGAAAAUAUCAAUAAAUUCAAUGACCAACAAAUGAUGUAUAAAAAAUUGCCAAAGAAUUUAACUAAUCCAAACUCAAAAGAGCUAAAAGGAAAUUUACAAAAUGGUCAAGAGCUAGGACGUAUAGUGACAUUGAGUGCAUCACCUGAUAUGUUUCAAGAGUACUUAGAUAAUUUACAAGUGACAUAUGAAAAUUUUGAAAAUUAUGAAAAGACUGAAACGAAAGAAAUUAUGAAAGAAAUUCACGCUACAAAUAAAAAGAAAGUAUGUAUGAUUAUCUUUCUUGUUCUCGGCAUUUGUUUUCCUCCAUUUUUAGUCUUUAGCUUGGUUUAUAUGAGAAAGUAUAGAACAUCUCAAAAACUGUCAUCAAUUUAUCACAUUACAUUAUUUAUUGUAUUUGUAGAUAUUAUGCUUUUAUUGACAGUUGUAAUGGCUGCAAUUUUUUAUGGUAUAAAAGCGCUCUAG
Messenger RNA from Entamoeba histolytica HM-1:IMSS, 498 nucleotides. RefSeq lists its product as uncharacterized. Bases 1 to 498 code for a protein of 165 amino acids. The record is from RefSeq and is a predicted model, not a curated record. NCBI's taxonomy places the organism in Eukaryota, Evosea, Mastigamoebida, Endamoebidae. The transcript has a single exon.